AUGGAACAGGCCCUCGCUCAACAGGUUCAGCGGGAAUAUUUUCAGUCUGAGGUGCCUCCAGAUAUCGAGGAUGGAUUUCAGCGAGCGUGGGUGGCUGACAGACCGAAUGACGCUUUCGAACCAAGUCUCCAGGAGAUUGCGGAUGCUUUCGUUAUUCAUUACCACAAGUCCACCAUCGAGUUUACUGCCGGUAUCCUGGUGGAGAAUAGGGUUCCCGAGUUGGGGCAAUAUAUCAGCCUUUUGAAGUGUGUCUGGCUGAUGAGACGGAUUCGCGGUUCGACCGAAUUCGCUCAGCAGGGCCAGACCUUAUCCCAUUGGCCCUCUUACAUCCAGGAGCUAGAAGACGGUCUUGCGUCGCAAUGCGAUCGAUUCAAGCAAGAGCUCAUGCCACCAAGUCUAGCAGGUUUAACACCUGAGAUGUUUGACAUAUGGCCCGAGAAAGAGCUUGCUCAGCUCGUGGACGUGGUGACGAGGGAUGCUCUCAUGGAAGAGGUCAUGGAUACGUAA
Messenger RNA from Colletotrichum fioriniae, 507 nucleotides. RefSeq lists its product as uncharacterized. The record is from RefSeq and is a predicted model, not a curated record. NCBI's taxonomy places the organism in Eukaryota, Fungi, Ascomycota, Sordariomycetes, Glomerellales, Glomerellaceae.